Aspergillus saccharolyticus JOP 1030-1 is the source of this 1959-nucleotide messenger RNA. RefSeq lists its product as uncharacterized. Gene Ontology annotation, biological process: positive regulation of transcription by RNA polymerase II; DNA-templated transcription. The record is from RefSeq and is a predicted model, not a curated record. Bases 1 to 1959 code for a protein of 652 amino acids. NCBI's taxonomy places the organism in Eukaryota, Fungi, Ascomycota, Eurotiomycetes, Eurotiales, Aspergillaceae. Gene Ontology annotation, molecular function: sequence-specific DNA binding; zinc ion binding; DNA-binding transcription factor activity, RNA polymerase II-specific. The transcript has 2 exons.
AUGAGUUCCGAGGCCAGAAUUCGCAAACGGAUUCCCAAGUCCUGUAAGAGGUGCCAUCGACGCAAGCAACGCUGUGUAGGAUACCCAACUUGCGCCGGCUGUGAAUCUGCCAACCAGCCAUGCUUGCGCUCCGAGACCGUCCCCUCGUGGCAUCACGCUAUGUCCAAGGGGGCCUUGGUUCAUAGAAUUGAAAUGCUGGAAUCUCAAUUGGCUACUGCUGUAGCACGCAUAGGCCCGGAGCAGCAGCAGCAGCAGCAGCAGCAGAAGAAUCAGGACAGGUCUUCAAGCCCCCAUGAUCUGGACCAGACUGCUGUCCUGUCACUGUUAUCCCUGGACCGUGGCUACUGUCACGGUCCAGCAUAUCUGGGGCCGUCUUCGGGGCGGACUAUCGCAGAGAGUCUGGGUCGCAUGGCGCAGGACACCGUGUGGACAGAGUCAUUACCCAUCCACGCUGGAUCUGAUCCAAGUGACACCAUUGCUUCGGGUCCUUCGGAACUGACUGGGGAUGAUGCAUCUCCUCCAGGUCGUGAUGUAGGCAUGCGACUUAUCGACGCGUAUUUUCGAGAUCUGCACAAUCGUCUCCCGUUCCUCGAUCGUUGCGAAGUCUACGAUUUACACGAGACCAUACACCGGAACACGCAGUCCGGACCUCGCGGAUCCACAUCGUUCAAGAUCUUCAUGGUCUAUGCUAUAGGCGCCUCGAUCCUGCAAAUGACUGAUUCAUACGACUCCACGCCGCCUCGUGACUUCUGGACAAUGGCGACCGGUUCACCAAGCGCUCUCGGAUUUUCGUCACCUUACGCGCGAAUUGAGGCAAUCCUGUUGCUUGUCCUCUAUGAUCUACGUACCGCGGCACAUUCCAGUGUCUGGUACACGAUAGGCCUGGCAAUGCGAAUCUGUGUGGACUUGGGAUUACAUCGCGAGUCCCAGUAUCGAGCGAUGCGACCGCACGAUGCACAUCUCCGCCGUCGGCUAUUCUGGAGCGUGUAUCUGGUCGAGCGAUAUGUGUCUUGGUCCCUCGGCCGUCCAUUCAGCAUCGCUGAGAAAGACAUAGAUGCUAAUGUUCCGGCUGCGAUGGACGAUGCGAUCCACGAGAACUCUUCCAAUCCAGCGAAGGCUGCACCAGGUCUGAACCUUCGCAGAUUCGUCGCCACCAUUCAACUUCAGCGCAUCAUGUCUCGGAUUCACUCCGAAAUUUAUCGCGUCGACCGGAAUGUGUCCGAUCUCAUCUCGGAAGUGCCUCCACUAAUGACCGAUCUGGAGGAUUUCGAACGGUCGCAACCCGUGAUGGCGCUGGACGAUUCGACUUUUGUGCGCAUGCACUGGUACAACUGCGUCCGCAUGCUGCUCCAACGAUUCCUCUGUACCUUGUCUGGCGAGAAUCUAUUGGUCCAGAAAUGCCUGGUCGCUUCCGGCCAGAUGUGUCAGUGCUUCAAAACACUGCGACAAAGAGACUCGUCGGGGUACUCUUUUCUGCUCGCCAAUUCGCUGUUCAUGGCCGGGCUUACGAUGUGUCUCUGUCUAUUCCGAGCGCCCCAGCUCUGGAGUUUCGCAGUAUCAGAGGACCUGCGAGCGUGCUCGUUGUCCAUGUUUAUGAUGGCGGAGCGCAAUCCUUCCCUGCGGAAGUACCGCGAUGGCUUCGAGACUAUCAUGGCCAGGGCCGUUGCAUUCGUGAACAACGCAACAGGCGGCCUCAGCGGCGAGGUUGAAGGGUCGACGGCAGAUGAUCCCCCUACAUCAUGGGGGGGAUCUGCUGGUCAAAUGUCAGGCGGGUCUCACAUUUGUUCACAAUGGCUUGAUGUCCCGAUUCCGCCGCCGGCCAUCGACUCAUUGCACAACGAUGCAUCAAGCCUACAAUGUCACGGAUUGCAAGAGAUGCUGGAUAACCUGCAGUCAUUCGGUGACCUGAUGCAGGAUGAUUUCUGGACCGACAUCCCAUGGGCACCUUUGGCAGAAUAG